AACGAAAGUGUCACGCACUGUGAAUGAGCUUGGCGAGGGUGUUAAAACAGGGGAAGUAACUCUUGCUGACACAGAUUCACAUGGUCCGUUUGUUCUCAAUGGCUGCGUAGAUAGACGUCCACAAGCUUGGCAAGCUACCGAUUUUAGACAUGGAUCAUCAGGAAGAGAAUCAAGAUGCAGCUCGUGCCAGGGAGAGUGAUGAUGAGGACCUGGCUAUGCUGAUGGGCCUGUGUAGCACUAAAGAUGAAGAUGAAAGGAAGCCCAAAUCAAUAAAUGGCACGGCCCUCACCUAUGAUGAAGUGAUGACUAAGCACAAAUGUGAUUGGAUCCCAUCCUACCCCGAGAAUCCCUCCCGGAUAACGCAGCCCUACGCCCGGUGCAGUGAGCUGGGGCUUGUGGACAGGUGCAGGCGCCUGCAGAUGCGGUAUGCGACGGAGGACCUCGUGACACUGCAACACUCAGAGGAGCUGGUGGAGAAGGCGAAGGCCACGGCCAACAUGACCCUGGAAGAACUGCAGGACUUCUUCACCAAAUAUGAUUCCUUCUACUGCAAUAACGCAUCAUUUGAGUGUGCCCUGGCCGCCAUCGGCUGCACCCUGGAAACAAUGGAGCAUAUUAUUCAGGAAAAAGUUCGCAAUGGAUUUGCCCUCAUAAGACCUCCAGGACAUCAUUCCAUGCACAAUGAGUUCUGUGGGUACUCGAUCUUCAACAAUGUGGCCAUCGCAGCCAAACAUGCACUGGAGGCCUUUAACCUGGACAGGAUCUUGAUUGUUGACUGGGACGUCCACCAUGGCCAGGGUACACAGUAUGCAUUCUACGAUGACCCUAGGGUUUUGUACUUCUCAAUACACCGUUAUGAAAACGGGAUGUAUUGGCCGAACCUUCGAGAAUCUGAUUAUGACUUCACCGGCAAGGGAAAAGGCAAAGGAUACAACAUCAACGUCCCACUCAACAAGAUUGGGAUGACAGACAGUGACUACUUCGCAGUACUCCAGCAGAUCCUAAUGCCUGUAGCCUAUGAGUUCCGACCUCAGUUGGUUGUAGUAUCUAAUGGAUUUGAUGCAGCUUUAGGGGACCAGAAGGGGGAGAUGGAGGUGUCCCCGUCGGCCUACGCUCAUUUCAUUCACAUGCUCGGGUCGCUGGGUCAAGGUCGUGUGUGUGUCGUGCUAGAGGGAGGAUACUGCAUCAAGUCUCUGUCAGAGGGAUGUGCGCUGACCUUGAGGUCACUUCUGAAUGACCCCUGUCCUCUUCUACCUCCGCUGCAGGAGCCAUCAGACAGCGUCACAGAGACAAUUUUGAACGUGAUCAAAGUUCUUCAUCCUUACUGGAGCUGUUUCCGCUAUCAGAAGAGUCUAGAAGUGGGAGAGUUAUGUCCCUUUGAUGAUGUCAACACUUUGCCACCAAGACCAGGUGUGGAGUUUAUAACUGAGGAGAAUCGGCCACACACUUACAAGAACGACGACGCCUAUCCUGUACUUUCUGACGAGGACACAGCUGCUCUAGAUAAGAGGAUAGAUGCAUUAAUAGCAGAAACAUCCCUGACGUUUGCACCACACAGAACCUGCAUGGUGUUCGACGCUGAUAUGAGAGCUCACAAAAAUAUGAGUUUCAAAGGUCAUCCGGAGCGGCCUGACAGAAUUUCUCGGAUCUACAACCAGCAUAUAGAGUGGGGCCUAUAUGGCCGGUGUCUGCAGGUCCAGUCCCGUCUGGCGACAGAAGAGGAGUUGGCAACGGUACACAGUGAGGCGUACAUCUCCAAGAUAAAGGACACGACGGACAAGACCCAGCAGGAACUGGACAAUGUCAUGGAGUGGAGGAUGAACUCCAUCUUUGUCUGCAAGGAUACAUACCGGUGUGCUCUGCUGUCUUGUGGAAGUGUCCUCAGUGUGGUGGACACAGUGCUGUCUGGCAAGGCACAGAAUGGUGUUGCUAUUGUAAGACCGCCGGGCCACCAUGCGGAGUGUGACAAAGCCAUGGGUUUCUGUUUCUUCAACAAUGUGGCUGUGGCCGUCAAGUACGCCCAGAACAAGUUCGGUGUCAAGAGAAUCCUCAUCCUUGACUGGGACGUUCAUCACGGGAACGGCACGCAGCAUCAAUUUCAGGACGAUCCCAGCGUCCUGUUCAUAUCCUUACAUCGCUAUGACAACGGUGGGUUUUACCCUGCAAGCGAUGACGGCAACUACACAAAGGUCGGCAGUGGUGAUGGAACUGGCUACAACAUCAACGUGUCGUGGAGCGGGGGUUUUAUGGGGGACUCGGAGUACAUCAGUGCCUUUCAGCAGAUCGUCAUGCCUGUGGCCUACGAGUUUGCUCCCGACCUGGUCCUGGUGUCUGCAGGGUUUGAUGCCGCCAGAGGUGACCCCUUGGGAGGGUAUGACAUCACACCGGCAGGGUAUGGUCACAUGACACAUAUGCUGAGUGGGCUGGCCAAUGGCAGGGUUGUGGUUCUUCUUGAGGGUGGAUACAACCUGUACUCCAUAGCCGCUUCCAUGGCAACAUGCACAUCUGUGUUGCUAGGAGACCAAUGUCCGACCAUGCCAGCGCCACAGCCCUGCCAGAAUGCCGUCCAAACCAUCUGUGACGUCCUGGAUGUCCAUCAGCAGUACUGGAAGAGCCUCAAGUUUAGAGUGAAGAUCCCCACAAUAGCCCAAGUCAUGGACAUGGAAGAAAAAAUGAAGCAAGGACCGGGGUCUACUGGCCCCUCAGUGGAUGAGGUCACGGAGAAGAUGAGCAGCACAUCAGUGGAUGAGGCACCAGCAGCCAGCACAGAUACGAAGGAAGAGUCUGCAGCUCCCCCUGAUGGCUCAGAGGAAACAGGAGCCGGAGCAGCUGGAGGAGGAACCGGAGUGGCGAAGGAGGAACUGAUGGGAGCCUGUGGGGGAUCUGAGGCUCCCAUGACAGUCAGUGAUCUGCUCAAGCAGCAGAACUUUGAGAAGAUGUAUGCAGUUCAGCCACUGACGUGGUGUCCCCACCUGGAGACCGUGCAGCCCCUACCAGCUCGGGGCCUGGACACAGGUGACCCCUGUGAUGUGUGUGGAGACCUGUCAGAGAACUGGGUGUGUCUGGUGUGUUACAAGGUGUUUUGUAGCCGUUUCGUUAACGAGCACAUGUUGUUUCACGGAAUCGAGGCGGGUCACCUGAUGGUGCUGAGCUAUGCCGAUCUGUCUGUGUGGUGCUAUGGAUGCGAUCACUAUGUCGACAAUCAGGUGAUAUACCCAAUGAAGAAAGCAGCCCACAGAAGCAAGUUCGGUGAGGAUCUCCCUUGAAUCUACAAUUCCUGGACAGUCACCUGUUUUAUACACAGAGGUCAACUUUACGCAGAUAUAUUGUUUAUUUUUAAUAGGUGUAAUUUAAUACGUGCAUGUGUGAUAAUGAGAAAACAGUCAGAAUUUCUUAUAUUUUGUAGCUGUGAGAUGUUUUAGCAUAUUGCAUAUAAGUUUGUGUAGUCAUAUAUUAAUAUACUUUCUGUAAAUUGGGGGAUUGUGAGUAAAUGUUUUUGAUGACAGGUAUCUCUGCAACUAGAGAGUAUGGAGACAAAUACUUUGCAUGCUAUUUGUUUUUUCUGAACUAUGUGUGGUGAUUAUUGUGUUUUUUAUUGUAAAAUGAUAUGGAAAAUAUCAGAAUUUGUGCAUCAUGUUAUAAGUCCUUGUCUUGUUUUUAUUUUUAAGAUGUCUAUGAUUUCAUUUUACGUUUUACCCUGUAUAAAGUUUUAGCUGUGUACAUAACAGAAGUUGAUGUCUCAUCAGCUCGAGUCGUGAGACUUAGGAGAGUUAUUGUGUCACUCUGCAAGUGAAAAUAGCAAGAAAACCUUUAUCAUGAGACAGCUGGUUUUGGCCAAACAUUUUAUUUUAUUUUGUAACAGAUUGUGUGUUCUUCUAAAAGAACAAGGUGGGAUACGGGCCCUUUUUGACCCAUGGAAAAUGUCACAUUUUAGAGUUGCCAAAAACUUUGAAAUAUUAUUACGAAAAUUAUCCGACAUUUAACGAUGGCUGACAACAAGCCAUGUUUCUUUACUCCACUUGCGCGUGGUGGACUUCUGACCGAUCAACAUGUAACUAUGGCUACGAUGAGUGAAAGAAUAUUUAAACUUAAAAUGAAAAUUUUAAGUAUGAACAAGUCUGUGACCUAAGACGACUUUUUUUUUAAUUUUCAGUUCUACUGGGUUUUUUCUACAUCUGUGAAAAUCAGUUUGGAUCAACGACUUUGAUAUUUUCAAAUAUUAGAACAACACUUUACUGAAACCCCUAAAGACUUUUUGAAACGUUAUCCUUGCCUUUCCAUUCAGAGUCCCAAACCUGCAGUUGUCAAAAUGAACCAAAUCUAGUUCUCAUUCAAAGAAACACAUCUUGUGAUGCUCGUAACAAUUUCUAAACAUUCCCUCGGUUCUAAAGUGGGCAGAUCAGUGCCCUUGUCUGACUUGCCCUGCUUCUGAAUAUGUUGCAAUGGUUAUAUAAUCAGUCCUGCAGUUUGUCAUGGUGUGUGUGUAAUUGUCUGAAGGAGAGGAAUGAGAGUAACCUCCCUUGUUCUUGGGAAAACUAGUGUCAGAAAAUAACUGUUUAGACCUCAAUCAACCCUUUUACAUCUUUCUAACUAUAUUUUGCUGAUAUAUUAGGUCUGUACUGAAUCGAAGUUUCAUAUGUAUUGUACAUGUAAUUGUCUCUAGCUGAAUGAGAGUAACCUCCCUUGUUCUCGGGAAAACAAGUCUAAGAACAACUGUUUAGACCUCAAUCAACUUUUUUACAUCUUUCUAACUAUAUUUGGCUGAUAUGUUUGGAUCAGUACUGAAGUUUGCAUGUGACAGGAUACAAAACAACUAAAGAUUGUUUCACUUGGCCACAAUAAGUUAUGACCAAAACAAGUGUAUGACCAGUUGUCAAGUCAUUAUUAGAUCUCAACAUUUCUUACAGGAGAUGAACUAGGUUGACAGGUCAUUAUUAAAUCUCAACAUUUCUUACAGGAGAUUAAUUAGGUUUAUGAAGGAUUUUCUCAGGGAGUAUUGACAUAAUCAGCGAAGGAGCAUCAUCACGAAUGUCAUCACCUUAAUAAAAAAUGGUGUUGAAGGAUCUGUAUCUGUCAUUCAAUAUCAGCUACAUCACAUCUGUCUCUGUGCACGCGACUUUUGCCAUGUAAUAAAAAGCAUUAACCUGA
This is a messenger RNA of Haliotis rufescens (red abalone), 5148 nucleotides long. RefSeq names its product histone deacetylase 6-like. Bases 150 to 3266 code for a protein of 1038 amino acids. Lineage: Eukaryota; Metazoa; Mollusca; Gastropoda; Lepetellida; Haliotidae. Gene Ontology annotation, biological process: chromatin organization. The record is from RefSeq and is a predicted model, not a curated record. Gene Ontology annotation, cellular component: histone deacetylase complex. The transcript is spliced from 38 exons. Gene Ontology annotation, molecular function: zinc ion binding; histone deacetylase activity.